Chenopodium quinoa (quinoa) is the source of this 4084-nucleotide messenger RNA. RefSeq lists its product as uncharacterized. The coding region runs from base 475 to 3609 and encodes 1044 amino acids. Lineage: Eukaryota; Viridiplantae; Streptophyta; Magnoliopsida; Caryophyllales; Amaranthaceae. Gene Ontology annotation, cellular component: Ino80 complex. The transcript has 10 exons. The record is from RefSeq and is a predicted model, not a curated record.
UUUUAUACUUACAAAUACCGAACCUUCAAACCGAGCCUGCGUGGACGGUAUCGUGGAAAAUAAUUUUUACACCAAUGUAUAUAAAGAAUUAGUUUGUGUUAUUACAUUAUUUUGGGAAAUCACUCUUAAAAUUUCCAUUGAUAAACACCCAAAAAAAAAAACCAAAUAAAAAUAUUUUUUUUUAAAAUUUUUAAAAAGAAAAUAAAAAAGAAAAAAGAAGGGUGUGAAAAUUACAGUGGAUGUGGCUUCUCUCGAUCCUGAACCUCAACUCAAUGUCCAAUCCUCUCAUCUUCUCCCUUAACACCUCCUCCAUGUCUCCCUUUCUCAAACCCUAAUUCCCUUUCUCUUCUCUCUCCUCCGCAACUCAUUCAUCUUCAAUCAUUGUCGGCUUCACAUAUUUUCAUUCGAUUUCUUUAAAAAAUCAAAAUUUUGGUGUGAAAUGCUACACUGUGGAAUGUUUUAGAAUUGGUGGCAAUGGCGGCUGAUCAACGGAAAAGACGAUUGAGUUCUACUAAUACUGCGUUUGGUUAUGGGGUUCAGGAACAGUAUAAUAGGGCAAAAAAGAGGGAUUUGAGAUCGCCUAAAUAUGAUUUUAAUUUUAACACUCAUGUAUCCCUUAAAUGGGAUGAUAAUGGGAAGAGGGUUGUUGCGAAAGAGGAUCAAAUUGGGAUUUCUUGGAGGCAUUUGAGCCCUUUUAAUCCUUCUGCGCCUUGUAGUAAUACUAAGUUGGCCGAUGUCGUUGUCGUUCCGAAGGAUGUGUUUGAGUUGAAUGAUUUGGCUGAAGUUCUAUCAUAUGAGGUUUGGCAAUCUAUUUUAACAGAAAAGGAGAGAAAUUUCCUUAUGCAAUUCCUUCCUCCCGGAGUUGAAGCUGAUAAAGCUGUGCAAUCUUUGCUUUCCGGUGACAACUUCUGUUUUGGGAACCCUUUUAAAAAAUGGGGCACCUCACUUUGCUCUGGUGAUCUUCACCCUGAUACAAUUCUUCAACAUGAGAAGUUCUUUAAGACUAAUAAAAAAGCAUAUUAUUCCGAGCUGCAACAAUAUCAUGACAACAUGAUAAGGAAUUUGCAACACAUGAAGCAGAGAUGUGCAAGCUCAAAGGAUCCUGAAGCUGAAAUUCAACAGAUAAUGUCUAGACCACAAAGGUAUGAGCAGGGCAUGCUGCAUGAUGUGAAUGGACACAAAUUUCACAAAGCCGAUGAGAAUGUUGCUGCUAUGUCUGAAUCUCGGUCUUCAAUUGCAGAUGAGAAAAUAUAUUAUAGUGACAACCAAAAGUUGUCUGUUAUUAGAGACGCUGAAAUGCAGAAGAGGAUGCGCAAUCAGGACCUUAUGAAGGACAAACAUGAGAAGAUGAUGGUGCCUCCUAAUGCUUUGUCAAAACCUAAGAAAGCAGAAAAAUCGCAAAAGCCCCACUUGAUCCCCAAUGAUGGUGCCAAAUAUAUGUCUUAUGUGAAGAUUAGCAAGAAGCAGCAUGAACUUGUUAAGAGUAUGAGGCAGUCUGGUGCUAGUAUUCAAUCCAAGGCUCUUAAUCGUUUGCUAGGUGGCCUUGAUAGUUCCAAUGUAAAACCAUAUGAGAUGUUUGUGGAAGAAGAGCAGAAGCGAAUCCAUGAGUACUGGUUAAAUCUGGCAAAUAAAGAUCUUCCAACUGCUUUACAAAGCUGGAGAAAUAGACAACUAGAGAAGAGGAAAAUUAUGGAUUCUUUAUGGCUAGAAAUGAAAGAGAAACUGGGGGUACAAUCUAAGGAUGAGAAUUUAGCUAAUCCUUACGAUGAGGAUCCUGCUCAAGAUGAGGAUGGGGAAACUUUUCAAGAGACUUCAGAGGACCACCAACAUGAUGAGUCAGCGACUCAGCAUUCUAUGUCAGAUGAUAACAAUGAGGCCUCUAAUCCAUGCUCUAUAAAGGAUGGGUCUCCAUUGCAUAAUCCUCCUUCAAAUGUCAACGAAGAGUUUGAUCCAUCCUCUUCCAUGGACACUCAAUCAUUGCAGAAUCCUCCUGUAAAUGUUAAAGAAGAGAUUGAUCCAUCUGUGGAGACUCAAUCAUUGCAGAAUCCCCCUCUAAAUGUUAAAGAAGAGAUUGAUCCAUCUUCUGCGGAGACUAAAUCAUUGCAGAAUCCUCCUCUAAAUGUUAAUGAACAGAGUGAUCCAUCUGCUUCCAUGGAGGCUCAAUCAUUGCAGAAUCCUCCACUAAAUGUCAAUAAACAGUUUGAUCCUUCUGUCUCUAUGGAGGAUAAACCUUUGCAGCAGCGUCCUUUAAAUGUCAACGAGGACCUUGAUCCAUCCUGGAUGAAGAAUCAAUCUUUGCUGAAUCCUACUUUAAAAGCCAAGGAGUGUUUUGAUCCGUCUUCAGUAGAGAAUAAAUCUUCAUCGGAGGAUUCUCCUUUAAACAACAAUGAGUAUUAUACUCCUAUGGAUUUGAAUGCAGAAAAUAAUUCUGUUGCUUCUGGAACAAAUGACACACGUUCCAUGCCUCGUGUUGCUCAGCCAUCUGAAGCACCUUUCACCAUAUUAAACCUUGACACUCAUAACAAUUCUGCUACUGGUUCAAACGCUGGGGAAAUCCCUGGCUCAUCACUCAAGAACAUGUGGUCUUCAAUCGGAUUGCCUGAAUCUUAUCAUGCUCAUCCAACUAGUUUGCAUGCUAGUUCUGGUGGACUCACUACUCUACAUGCUAGCUCUGGUGGGCUCACUACUCUACAUGCUAGCUCUGGUGGGCUCUGUCUUAGGCAUCCAGAAGUAGUUGCAGGUCAGCCAACCCAUUUGAUUGAUCUGGAAUCUGCAAUGCCUGAAGAUGACACAACAAAGGACCUCUUGAACAGGCAUACAAGUCAUGUGCCUUUUUUCAAUCCUUAUCAAAAUAGGGAUAGAAAUGAGCUGCUGCAUUCUCUAAUUAAGCGUGAGAAUUUUCAUCAGGAACAAAAAAAGCCUGUCUCUGAGUUUCGUCCAACUAAUAUUUCCAUGGAGCCUGCUGUUCAGUUCCCGAGCCAUAUGCAUUUGCCGCCACCAUUUGCAUUGGAUCAUCAUAGACAGAAAGCACAGAGUGAGCUAUAUAUCCAUGAGAACAUUCAGGAUAGCAUUUACUCGGACAACAGUAGGUAUUCUAUUCCAGCGCCAGAAAACUUUUCAUCCCUGAAUGUGAGAGACUGGAAUAAUCCCCGUAUUUCUAACCCUAUUCAGCCUCAGUUGAGUUCUGGAGAAUUGUUGAAUCAUAACUGGUUUCCUACCGAAAACAGAGCUCAUGGUGGUUGGUCCACGUCGGGUGCUACGGUUUUUCCAACCCUCCCUACCCCAAGUCUUGGAAGUGUAAGCAGUUGUGACCAAAGCCUUUACAGUGUACUCUCACAGUGCAAUAUGCGUUCUCGGGGUCCGUACAACCCUGUGGGCUCUACCGAACAAAUGAUCCCACCAACGAAUUACGGACAAGAGCUGGCUGGGGUAAUACCCAUGACAAGCAAUACUUUGCCUCAAACAGUCUCUCCAUUUGACUACUUGAGUGGUGGUGAAGCGUCCACUACCUUGAAGAAUCCCAGCAUGGGGUGGAUGAGCUUGGGGAAUCAACCUUCAUCGUUACAUGAUCCUUCUGGAAAGCCAUUCGUGAAAUCUUGGAAUCAAUGAGUAGUCUCUAUGGACUCCGUGUUGGGAAUAGUAACCGAGCCUCCAUGAAACUUGAAGUAUGGAGGGGAGAGAUGCAUAAGUGGAGUUUUGGCCAAAUCAUGAGGAGAGAUAGGAUCGUAGGCACGUUGUACAUACCUAUACAACAGCUGAGACCCACACCAUGUAUAUAUAGCUAGUUGUUAGUAGUAGGAAUGGGAACAUCUUGGAAUGCUAAUUCAUCCAAGGAAAAUAUGUUACAACAGGCGAUUUCUUGUAUUUUUAUCCUGAUUUCUAUGUGGGAAAUCUGGGUUCCUCAUCUUUUUUAUGGUUAGAGGUCUGUUCCGGCGUUGAGAGGUAUUUUCGAGCCUAGAUUUUGUGUACGAAGGUGGAUAUUGCUCUCCAUGCAUUUGUUGAUCAAUUCUGUAGUCUAAAUUAUGGCUUUUUACUUUUUAGUCACCAAAAAUAAAUUUCUAGCCUCUCCAGCUGAUGUCCUUGA